AUGGGCGCUAAUGCAUCGACUUCUUCUUCUCCGGAUGAGCACAGAAAAAGGCGCCUAGUUCGGGCAUCUGAUCUUGGAAGAGGGCCAGAGAAUGAUCAGAUCGAUCCUUUUGACGAUGAGGAGUCUUUUACACCGCCACGAAUGGAGGGCGAUCAAGACACCGAUGACAGUGAUGAUGGAGAAGAUGCACACAUACAUGUCAAUCAAAGCAGGGCCGAGUUUUUCGAACGCGAAAGACGUAUUGUUGAGCGAGACUCUGACGAAGGCGAGGAUUUAUUCGGCGAACACAUGGAGAGGUAG
Messenger RNA from Mitosporidium daphniae, 300 nucleotides. RefSeq lists its product as uncharacterized. Lineage: Eukaryota; Fungi; Microsporidia. The record is from RefSeq and is a predicted model, not a curated record. The transcript has 2 exons. Bases 1 to 300 code for a protein of 99 amino acids.